Messenger RNA from Monomorium pharaonis (pharaoh ant), 1934 nucleotides. RefSeq lists its product as uncharacterized. The record is from RefSeq and is a predicted model, not a curated record. The transcript has 4 exons. NCBI's taxonomy places the organism in Eukaryota, Metazoa, Arthropoda, Insecta, Hymenoptera, Formicidae. Bases 214 to 1821 code for a protein of 535 amino acids.
UGUGACCAGACUACGAUUGAAGCGACUCCAAAACGUGAUUCUCCACGCGUGCGUCUUUGUGACAUGGUCGUGCCAUCUAACGAGCGCAGCGGAUACCGUGUGCAACUAGAAACACGUGCGAUUUUUGAAAUUAUGGUCGGGACAGAAAGCCAAGGUAAAUAAGAAGAAGAAAAAGAAGAGAGUCGCACGUGUAUCGAUGUGAGAUGUCGUGCAAUGUCAUAUGAAAGGAUGCACAUCGUGAUCGACGAUGAGGAGUUCUCGCCGAGGCACUUCGCUAUGUGCGACUUUUACGGCGUGGAGACAUGUUUCUGUUGGGACGCUGACAAACUCGCAAUAUUUCCUUGGUCGAUGGCCAGUGAUGCGACACCACGGGUUCUGUCGACACCGGCCCCUGUCAGGAAGGUGCAAUUCUUCCACAGUCGAGCCUUCUUGAUCUGCGCGCCACAGGGCGCCUACAAAUUGUCGCGGUCCGGCGAGUUUGCUUUGCUGAGCAAGAAUGCUCUGGGCAUGGGCGGCGAGUUCUUUCAGGUACUCAUCGCCAAGAACAACGGUGUCUAUCUUGACGACAAGCAGGUCAAGUCAUCCACACUGCUGUUCCCUCUUACGUUAAACACGAGCGAGGCAGUGUGCACUUUUCCUCUGAAUUCGUCGAGCACCGAGCCACAGUUUCUCAGUCAAUUCACUACUGGUUGGGAAACCGAGGAGAAUCUGUGCGUCGUCGCGCAUCACAAGAAGCUGUACACUCUGAGGAGUGAUACCGUAAAAGAUACCCAAACCUGCAUACAAUUAGUUUACAUCAGUGACAGUGUAAUCGUAGAUAUCCUACCUGUAAAGAAACGAGACAAGGUGGCAGGUCUGCUGCUCCUUACAGAACAUGCAAACGUGGUAAUUUUGGUACAUGACAGAGGUGAUAAAUUUGAAACGAGAUAUGGAUUGGUUUUCGAAAAGAUAUACUUUGGGGAAAAAGUGAGAAACAAAUUGGCGCUUUGUGCCAGUUUUAGUCUAUGCAUGGAGAACAUUGUGUGGUUGGUGUACUGUGAUCAAUCCAGGACAUAUUACGUAAAAAAGGAGCUCUUUGUCGAUGCGAUUCAAGAAGUAAGAGUGGAAGAAAGGUCGUUUACGUGUAUGCAGUAUUAUAAACCAAAUGUGAUUCUAAGCUUAUCGCAAAGGAAAGAAUUGAUCAAGCUCUCUCUCCAAGACUUGGAAGACUCUUUUUCAAUCGAUAACAACAUCAUUCUUUAUCCCGAAAUGUUUCAAAAAACGGACAAUGUUAUGGAGAAAGUUUGUGCAAAAGUAGAAAAACUGAAUGCGCUGUACCAGAUUUUGUCAGACGAACAGGACAAAUUAAAGAGAAUAAAUCGAUAUGCUAUUAAACAAAAACUGCAGAUAAAUCCUUACAUCGAAGUGUCCAGGUUGUUCAAAUAUCGCUAUCUUGAUUUAAGUAUCCCAGACAAAUUACCUAGAAAUAGCUACGUCGUGUUCUCUUUUGUUUCUAAAAAUCAAUGUACAUUCUGCAUGAAGAGAGUUACGGAGGGUCAUACAUUCGCGAUGAAAAUGCCCAUCAAUGAGGAUCGGAUACAACGUUCCUCGUCUAUUAGUUUGGACUUGAUCACAUUGAUGAACAAACAACGUCCAUGGUGCCUUAUACAGAAUUUCAUAAACUCUUCGCCGCAUGAUCUUAAAAGAAAAAGAGGUCCGAGGAAAGAAAAAACUGCUUUCAUAGACGCUAAAAUAGUAUCAUUGCGACGCUUGAUAGCACAAAAAGAAUUAAAUAUGACAAAAUUGUGCGAGAUCAAAAGGAGCGUACGCGCAAAAUUAUAAUUUUACAAAUAAUACUUAAUGAACUACGUACAAGUUUAAGUUUAAUGUAAAUUUUUAAGAUUUUUUUGUUGUACGUAAAGAGACUAUCUAGUAAAAGAUUUUAUAUUACAACA